Molecule: messenger RNA, 2185 nt
Organism: Pocillopora verrucosa
Lineage: Eukaryota; Metazoa; Cnidaria; Anthozoa; Scleractinia; Pocilloporidae
Product: protein C1orf43 homolog
Source: RefSeq, a predicted model, not a curated record
UCUGAUGAAAGUUACUUCUCAGGAGCUUCCCAGCUAAGCAUUCUUAUUUAGCUGAAAUGUGGUGAUUUACAUGAGUAGUCAUCGCGAUGCUUAAAAUGUUGAGCUAAUUAUAGUUCAAACUAUUUGCAAAGUUUUUCAAAAGAACGUGGAGAUUUGUCGUAAGCCGUUUAAAGGCGUGAAGAGAAGAUUGAACAUGGCGGAUCCUGUGAGCAGUUACGAUGCCAAACUGCUGAAAAACCUUGGUGGUGUUGGGCUUGUGAUGACUAUUAUUUUCACCUUAUCGGUUGUACUGCUCAUUGCGAUAAUUGUGAAGCGGCAAAUGCUGAGGAUGUUGCUACUUUCAAAAAGAGGACCACACUCCCCUGUUGGUAGUGAUGCACCCAGGGAUUUGGGAAGAGAGAUUACUGCUCAUUUGCAAAGAAUUUCCCAGUUAAGAAUGGAACCUAGGAUGUUAUCGGAACAAUUCAACAAACCCGCAGAUGGUACAUCCAACUUUGAUUCUCCUUCAGAUCAAUACACCAGAAGCUAUAAAUACAGAAUGAAAGCCAUGGAUAAGAUGACAGAACUAGAUGAUCUUUUAUGCACUAUUGACUUCAAGUACAGCCGCAAAAAGAAACAGUCCGUCAGAGAACACCUCAAGUCUUUACAGGGGCCGCCAAACAAUAUAAUACGUGGUGGAGAUGACACAAUCAGAGAAGUUGCAGAUAUGUAUGAACAUGCAAGAUUUGAAACCAAGGAAUUUGGUGCAUUGCAGUACAGAAAGUUUGCAUAUCUUGUUGAAGAGCUGAAAGACAGGGUACGUCUUUAUGUAAAUGUUCCUGGAAGUCUAAUAAUUGCUGGAAACAGUAAAAAGCCAAUCAGAAAGCCACCAUCAAGCACAAAGAUAGAGGAACCAAGUAUGGAAGUAAAAGCAAUACCAGAAACAGAAGCUGAUUCUGGGAACAUGACAAGAAGUGGUGCCAUGAGCAUGUGAACUUUAACAAACUUGGAGACCAUUUGACUUUUCAGGAAUUCUAUUUAAAGACUUAAAAAUUUCUUAUGCCUGUGUACAGGAAAGAAAAUUUUUGCUCUUUAGUAAGAGGAAGUAGUUAAGUUUAAUUUUCUGAAAAAAUGUGACAUCUUAAAAAUAAUGCAUUAUAUGACUGGAAGAAUGUUCUAGGGGAACCUGUUCAAAGAGCAAAAGGUGUUACUAUUGGAAAGGCCUCCAGCAGAGUGUUGAUUUUAGCUGUGGGCUUUCAUCUGGGAUCUUGAUUUGCAUAUUUUGCUUUAGAUAGAUUUUCUCAGGAACCAAUACAAAUAUCGAAAAAAAGCUUCAUUAGCUUAUUGUCUAAUGAGUGAUGCUGUACAGUUUGUUUUGCUGGUAAUUCAGCAAAGUAAAUAACUACCAAAACAAAAUCUGUAAAAAUAAAUUGUUAUUUACAUAAUAUAUACUUUAUAAGCUUACAGUGAUACAUAGUUUUCUAUGGUUUCUUUAGUCACCAUCAUCCUCACUGUCCAUUUUAAAGGGCCUUGCAUUAUAUUCUUCAGGGUCACUGUCAUCACUUGAGUGAUUCUCCAGAACUGUUUCUUGAUAUCUUGUACAUAUAGUUAAGUUUUUGAAAGAUAUUUAACAUGUACAAAUAAUGUCUAUCCUGUAUUUAAAUGAAACAAUCCAAGUUGAGCAAUUCAAGCUCAACAGUGGUCUGUCUGUGCAAGCAAGAUUAAUGCCUUCAAGACCUAUUUUAAAAGUAGGAAAACAGGAGGCAUAUCUGAAAGUACUUGGGCCCUCCAAAUGGUAGAGUCUAGGCACAGUCCUCAAACAGCUUCCACACUUAUUUUACAUCAAAAUGUCAUAAUGAUGCAUAUGAAAUGCAUAUGAAAAGCAUUUGAAGAGCAUGUAAUAAAUGAGAUCCCUUUCAAAUAGUGUUUCACAUGCUUUUCAACAACGUGUAAUUCUUUAAAUUAAAGUGUGAAAACUUAUAUUCACAAGGGCUUCAAGAGUCAAGAUUGACUGUGAUUUGUAAAGGAACACAAACAACCUGUUACUCAGUUUUUCCUAAGGAGCUUCUGAGUAACAAGAAUCUGCUUCUUGUACACAUCCCCUGGCAUCUCCUGAUAAUUAAUUUGUGUGUACAGUAAUUAAAUUAAACACAACAUUUUUCCUGUCAUGUUGAAAGAAGCAGCAAUAAAGGAUACUGAAGAGGAU